Messenger RNA from Meyerozyma guilliermondii ATCC 6260, 1638 nucleotides. RefSeq lists its product as uncharacterized. Lineage: Eukaryota; Fungi; Ascomycota; Pichiomycetes; Serinales; Debaryomycetaceae. The record is from RefSeq and is a predicted model, not a curated record. The transcript has a single exon. The coding region runs from base 1 to 1638 and encodes 545 amino acids.
AUGGACAAGAACAAAUCUUUACCCUCGACCCCACAGUAUCCCAUAAGCGGGAGGCUGCGAGACUUUAUAGCACUGUGCCCAAAGAUCAACACAAGAGAUUCUCCCAAUACGCUGGCUGCCACGGUUCGUAAUGCAGAACUGAGGAGAGAUAACCAGUUCAAGCCGCUUGGACGUGGAGAGAACACCACGCGGCCACACAACCCCACAUCAAGCAUGAAUGAGCUAAAUGCUAUUCAAAACUACGUGAUUCCAAUCAAACGAACGCCAUCAUACCUCACUCCUUCCCAAAGGCUUCAGCUUCGCAGGGACCAGAUGUCCAACAGCAUCGUUAAUUAUAGAUUACCCGGUGAUGACAGAGUUAGAUCUAAUCGCCAAACGAAAAACCUGGAAUUCAGCUCGAACGACCUAGAUAUCGACGCGGAGGAUGAUAUCUGCAAUGUGCCUUUUGCUCCGAAUCACGAGUACGCCGAGCAGGGCUACUUCAAAGGCCCGAGGGAAAUCAAUAGGUACUCAGUUAACACCGACUCCACAAGAUCUUCGUCAAUAUGGAGUCACAAUAGUGUCGCUGGAAGAGACUCUACCAUCAGCUUGGACACUGAACUUUCAUAUGACUUUGAUUCGAAUACAGAUUCAUAUCUUCGAAUGAAGUGCCCUAGGCAUUCUGACCUCGAUGACAUUUCUUUUAGGCUAGAUGGGAAUGAGGCAGCCUACGAAUAUGAGAACGCCCGUCAGAGAUACCGCCUUUUAACCCGCUCAUUGGAGGUGAUACCUACACACUCGUUAGAAUCAGUCCCAGAAUCAGGGAGUAUUUCAAGUAAGCACUAUCUUGACAAUUCCAAAUCGCUAAGCAACGUCUUAACAUACACACGUCCAACUUGGCUACCUCCAAAAUCACCCAAGGAUAGAAAUAAGCAUCAUAAGGAGGCCAGCAAGAUUUUCAGAAAUGCCAUGAAACAAGUCUCCACUGAACAACAAAAGCGACAAAAUGAGAUAAAAUAUCAUCUUGAGCAAAGAGAGAAAGACAUCGACCGUUGGCACAGCCUUCUAGCCGAUGAUGAAUUACUUCAGGUACGUCACGACCCUCAGUUAAGGGAUAUGUAUUGGAGAGGAAUACCGUCGAGUGUCAGGGCAACAGUGUGGACAGAACUACUCAGUUCAUCCUCGCGUCUAAACAUGGGGGAUUCUCGAUGGUAUCUCAACCAAGUUGAUUUGAUACUCUGCAAUUCUGAUCAACUUACAGGUAGUGGUAGCUAUGCUGUUCCUUCAAAUAUCAAGCAGUUUGAUCGCAAAAUCAUACAUGAUAUGCGAAGCCAAUUUGGGAGUCAGUUGACUUCUGAACAAUUGGCAAACCUACGAAAAGUAAUAUGGGGUGUGAUAUUUUUCAUGAAUGAGCGUUAUCAACUAUUACCGAUUACAAGGGCAACAGCUCAAAACAUAAGGACAGACUACUUUUUCCCGGGACUCUUAGAUUUGACCUAUAUUGUUUGGAGAAACAGCGGGGACGUAUCGUCAGCCUUUGUCAAGUUCUGUAACUUGUUUCUGUCGCCUACGUUAGCUGACUUGGUCGCCUAUAUUGGUGAAACAAACGAUUUUCAGAGGCGUAUUAUAUUUGAACGAUCAUACGGCAACUUAAUUUAA